Messenger RNA from Emys orbicularis (European pond turtle), 960 nucleotides. It is a transcript of the gene VAX1, whose product is annotated as ventral anterior homeobox 1. Gene Ontology annotation, cellular component: nucleus. The record is from RefSeq and is a predicted model, not a curated record. Bases 1 to 960 code for a protein of 319 amino acids. Gene Ontology annotation, biological process: brain development; central nervous system development; neuron differentiation. NCBI's taxonomy places the organism in Eukaryota, Metazoa, Chordata, Testudines, Emydidae. Gene Ontology annotation, molecular function: DNA-binding transcription factor activity, RNA polymerase II-specific; RNA polymerase II cis-regulatory region sequence-specific DNA binding. The transcript is spliced from 3 exons.
AUGUUUGGGAAACAAGACAAAAUGGACGUUAGAUGCAAUUCAGAGGCGGAAGCGAACCGGGUCUCGAAGAACGGACAUAAAGAGGGCAAGGAAAGCAAAGGGUCUGAAGGAAAUAUUUCUACUUCUUUUUUGAAGGAUCAACAAGGGACUUAUUCUGCCUCGGCCGUUUCGGAAGAUUGUAAUAAAAGUAAAUCUAGUUCUGCCGACCCGGACUAUUGCAGGAGGAUCCUAGUUAGAGAUGCCAAAGGUUCAAUAAGAGAGAUUAUUCUGCCUAAAGGACUUGAUCUGGACCGCCCCAAACGGACCCGAACGUCUUUCACCGCGGAGCAGCUGUACCGGCUGGAGAUGGAGUUCCAGAGGUGCCAAUACGUGGUGGGACGGGAAAGGACCGAACUGGCCCGGCAGCUCAAUCUUUCGGAAACUCAGGUAAAGGUCUGGUUCCAGAACAGGCGCACGAAACAGAAAAAGGACCAAGGCAAAGACUCGGAGCUGAGGUCCGUGGUGUCGGAGACCGCCGCCACCUGCAGCGUCCUCCGGCUCCUGGAGCAAGGCCGGCUGCUCUCCCCGCCGGGACUGCCCGGCCUCCUGCCCCCCUGCGCCACCAGCGCCUUGGGCUCCGCACUGCGGGCCCCCAGCCUCACCAUCGGCACCACGGGCACCACCAGCUCAGGGACCGCGGGCGGCUCCCCGCACCCGCCAGCGGUGAGCAGCGCGGCUGGGCCCCCUCAGGCUGCGGGACUCCACGCCUCGCCCAGCGCCGGCCAUAACCUCUUCAGCCUGCCGGUGCCCACCCUCCUGGGCUCGGUGGCCGGCCGCCUGUCCUCUAAUCCCUUGACAAUGGCCGGAUCUCUGGCAGGAAACCUGCAGGAACUGUCAGCCAGGUACCUGAGCUCCUCUGCCUUCGAGCCCUACUCCAGGACCAACAAUAAAGAAGGCGCUGAGAAAAAAGCCCUGGACUGA